AUGUAUGAACGCAUAAUCAUUGGACAAGCCGCAACCAAUUAUAUUGUUAAAGUAAAUAGAAAAAAUUUAACCGAAUUAUCAAGAGCCGAUGUAAAGACAGUUGAGUUGUGUGGACUGAGUCAAACUUUUGCAUACGUGAAAGAUAGCAGCGUCAACGCCACGAUGAAUAAUAUGUUAUUGUUCUUAAAACAUGACGCCUAUCCUUUGGCGGAGACUAUUUUAAAUAACUUGAAAAAAAUAUUUGCUCGCAUGUCUUCCAUUUCUUACAUUACAUUCAACUCUUCGAAAAUGGAAAAUAUGAAUGAUUUUAAUUCAACCCUGAAAAAUCGUAGUUUCAGCCUCAAAACUAACAGCAACAGCUCUGAUGAAAAUAAAGAAGCGUUUAAUUUGACGACAGGAAAUGCUUUCAUCGUGUCAGUACAUUGGAGGAAGGGAGAUUUUCUACACCAAUCGCAAGUUGAUUAUGGACUUACAACAGCUGACAUGACUUAUUUUGAAAGGGCCAGCAAUUAUUUCAUCCGGAAGUUUAAAACAGUUUUGUUUCUUAUUAUAUCUGACGAUAUGGAAAAUGUAAUCAAAGGUUUCAAGGCUAACGAAAGGCUACAACAUAACUCAUCUGUGAAAUAUAUGUUUUUCCAUGAUAGUAUCGCUCAAGAUUUCGCCAUAUUAUGUCGAAGUAAUGGUUUAAUAAUAUCGACAGGAACGUUCGGAUGGUGGGCUGCAUGGUUCAACAGCAAAGCACAAACCAUCUACUACAAAGAUUAUCCUCGCGUGGGAUCGUCUCUGGACAAAAAUCUUAACCGAUCAGCAUACUAUCCAGAGCAUUGGAUUCCUAUGUAG
Molecule: messenger RNA, 840 nt
Organism: Helobdella robusta
Lineage: Eukaryota; Metazoa; Annelida; Clitellata; Rhynchobdellida; Glossiphoniidae
Exons: 2
Coding region: 1-840 (279 amino acids)
Biological process (GO): carbohydrate metabolic process
Cellular component (GO): membrane
Molecular function (GO): galactoside 2-alpha-L-fucosyltransferase activity
Source: RefSeq, a predicted model, not a curated record